Messenger RNA from Neltuma alba, 683 nucleotides. RefSeq names its product ATP-dependent DNA helicase PIF1-like. Gene Ontology annotation, cellular component: replication fork. The transcript has a single exon. The coding region runs from base 96 to 626 and encodes 176 amino acids. The record is from RefSeq and is a predicted model, not a curated record. Gene Ontology annotation, biological process: DNA replication. Lineage: Eukaryota; Viridiplantae; Streptophyta; Magnoliopsida; Fabales; Fabaceae.
GAAUAAAUCACUACGUCUGUUCUUUGUUACCAGGAGAAUCAUUUGAGUUCCUCAGCUGUGAUUAUGUGUGCAGAUCUGGUCAAGAAAGUGAUACAAUGGACAGCCUCUAUACCACAGAAUUCUUAAAUAGUAUUACAUGCUCUGGAAUGCCACCACACAAGUUACACUUGAAAGUAGGAGCACCAAUUAUGCUAUUGCGAAACAUAGAUCAAGCUUCAGGUCUGUGUAAUGGGACACGACUUCUAAUAUCUCAUCUGGGACAAAGCGUGAUUGAAGCCAUAACAUUGAAUGGGUCAAAACCCAACCAAAAAGUUCUAAUUCAUCGAAUGGAUAUGAAUCCUUCUGAAAGUCGUUGGCCGUUUAAAAUGCAAAGGAGGCAGUUCCCGAUAAUGUUAUCAUUUGCAAUGACAAUCAACAAAAGUCAAGGCCAAUCAUUAAGGCAUGUUGGUCUAUAUUUGCCUAAGCCUGUUUUCAGUCAUGGACAGCUAUAUGUUGCGUUAUCCAGAGUAAAGAGCAUGGAUGGUUUAAGGAUUGUUGUUGAUGACAAAGAUGGUUGUUUGAAGAGAACUACAACAAAUGUUGUGUACAAAGAAAUAUUUACAAAUGUAAAUAGUACAAAUAUUUAGUCUGUAGUAAAUUAUUGAUUGUCAUCAAUGCUAUAAAAUGUAAUUAUACAUUUCCCG